Molecule: messenger RNA, 981 nt
Organism: Cydia splendana
Lineage: Eukaryota; Metazoa; Arthropoda; Insecta; Lepidoptera; Tortricidae
Gene: Cpsf5
Product: cleavage and polyadenylation specificity factor subunit 5
Exons: 4
Coding region: 175-855 (226 amino acids)
Cellular component (GO): mRNA cleavage factor complex
Molecular function (GO): mRNA 3'-UTR AU-rich region binding
Source: RefSeq, a predicted model, not a curated record
UUUUAAUGGCUGCCUGCCGGUUGUUUGGUUUUGCACACCACUGACGCUACAAUUUCCUUGUUUUACUAAGAAUACCGUUAGAUUUCUAGCGUCAUAUAUCAAUUAUUAUAUGCUGUAUUGUAUUUUCUAGUCAGUGAACCAUAAUUAAUUAUCGGUAGUGAUUAAAACCUCGAAAUGGCGGCAGUACAAGGUACACCUGGAAACAAACCGUGGCCGGUCAGACCUGGCGUUCAGCAUCAGAACAGCCAGAAUAACAAUAAUUUGACGCUAAACAGGACGAUAAACCUGUACCCGCUGACUAAUUACACAUUUGGCACGAAGGAGCCAUUGUUUGAGAGGGACGCUUCAGUACCGGCGAGAUUUCAACGCAUGAGGGAGGAAUUUGUAAAGAUUGGCAUGAGAAGGUCAGUGGAAGGUGUAUUGUUAGUGCAUGAACACGGUCUGCCACACGUGCUGCUGCUGCAACUAGGGACCGCCUUCUUCAAGCUGCCUGGCGGAGAACUCAAUCCUGGAGAAGAUGAAAUUGAGGGGCUGAAAAGACUACUGACAGAGACGCUCGGCAGGCAAGACGGCGUCAAACAGGAGUGGCUCAUUGAAGAUACUAUUGGCAACUGGUGGCGCCCUAACUUCGAGCCGCCGCAGUACCCCUACGUGCCUCCCCACAUCACCAAGCCCAAAGAGCACAAGCGGCUCUUCUUAGUCCAACUGCAAGACCGGGCACUCUUCGCUGUACCCAAGAACUACAAGCUGGUGGCCGCCCCACUGUUCGAGCUGUAUGACAACGCUCAGGGCUACGGGCCUAUCAUUUCAUCGCUGUCGCAGAGUUUGUGCAGAUUCAACUUUAUUUAUAUGUAAAGUGGUAAGAAUGACUAUUGGUUGAUUGUUUUAUAGUUUAUAACAGGGGUUCCCAAUCCCCGGCCCGCGACGCGUUCCAAUCCGGCCCGCCGACACCCAAAGCGUCCGCGGGACCCAGGCUCCAGG